This is a messenger RNA of Darwinula stevensoni, 520 nucleotides long. NCBI's taxonomy places the organism in Eukaryota, Metazoa, Arthropoda, Ostracoda, Podocopida, Darwinulidae. The record is from the annotation of a GenBank genome assembly.
AUGAUGGAGUUCUCCCGUCUUUUCGCCGUCAUCGUGAGUUUCAACCUCAUCGAUCAGUUCCCGAUGCGUGUCGAUGUUGCUGGUUUUUUGGUGAGUGCCCUGGCCUUGCUGAUGCUUCGCAUGACCGUCGGUCAUCCGCUCGAGACCGGGCAGUCGAGCAUUCGAGCGGAGCGGAGCGCGAUCGCAGGCGCUAGGGCGCAUCCGGACGCUUGGGCACAUCCGAGCGCUUGGGCGCACCCGGACGCUGGGCCGUUAGCGGAUGCGGAGGCGGACCCGUCCGGUCUGUACAGCGACCCGCCGGGAGGGAGGAGGAGGCAUAACUUCGGCAAUAAUCGGAAUCAUGGGAUACGGACCGCUGAUCAUCUGGGAGGAUUCGGCCGUCGUCGUUGAGGGGAACGAGUUCCGCUCUCGAGCCUCUUCGCGUAGUGAUUCUUCGUAGUCGCCUCAUCGGCGUCGCUUCAAGAUUUCCGCGAAAUAAAUAAAUGCACAAUAAAAAGGAUGUGGACGUCCAUUCCAAAUA